Molecule: messenger RNA, 11489 nt
Organism: Coregonus sp. 'balchen'
Lineage: Eukaryota; Metazoa; Chordata; Actinopteri; Salmoniformes; Salmonidae
Source: the annotation of a GenBank genome assembly
AUGGUGGUCACCCAUUUGGAGCUGGAGCUGUGCUACCAGGGGAAGAAGCUGAGGGGCUUCACCUGUAAACUGACCCGCUCCCACCAUGGCUACCUGCCUGAGAGUGCCUGGCUCAUCGCGGUUCAGAUCCUACUGCCCUACCUGGUGGCCGGCCUGGGCAUGGUGGCAGCGGGCAUAGUCAUGGAUGUGGUUCAAGUAUGGGCUAACUUUGAGUGUGUGUUUUGUGUGUAUUGUAAAGUACAUAUAGCAUUUGUGUGUGUGUUGUAUUUAUCAGGGCAUGUUGUGAUGUGUUGAGUAAAUCCCCUUCAAUCUAAGCAAAAACCAGGUGAGAGAGAUGUGGCGCCACAGAGGUUUAGGUGUCAGCGAUUGCCCACAUUCCCUGGUAGAUAACUAACCAGUGGUGGGACUGGGAGGGUUAGCAAAGGGCACGUUGGAUGCAUCCAAAAUGGCACCCUAUUCCCUUUAUAGUGCACUACUUUUGACCAGGGACUCUGGUCAAAAGUAGUGUACUAUAUAGGGACUAGGGUGCCAUUUGGGAUGUGAUCGCUGAUUAGUCAUCUCUGGCAACAUGACGCUUGUGUCACGAGAGGAGCCGAGCUGUUUGCUAUGGAAAAUGUAAGAAGAAACUAUCAAGAAAGCAUUGAGAACUGUGGGAAAUGUAGCAUGAAAUGAUACAGAGGCCUAUUUAAAUGUAGGAGGUGCUUUGAGAUGCAUCGUAUGGAAAAUUAUAGGAGAGACUGAUAAACAGACGACAGGAUCUAUCUGGGGACUUCAAAGCCGUUUCAAAGGGCAGUCAGAAUACCCUUGACAGUGGCUGUAAAUGACAGCUAGAAAGAGCAUCUACGACACGAGAGUGCUGCAGCCAAUUGAAAUGUAUGUCAAUAUCUAAUAGAUCAUGCACUUGAGGCUUAGCCCGAGUCCCAGAUCUGCUUGUGCUGUCUUGCAAACUCCUAUGUCAUUUUCGAUAGGAGUUGGCAAGACAGCACAAACAGAACUGGGACUCAGGCUAACUUGUGGCUAUACUCUGUGGAACAUUUUGUAGAUGGAUGACCCACUUGACUGAUAAGGACAGUAGCUUGCCCUUCAAAGUGUAUUCUAUAAGACAUGCAGAUAGGCAUAGUGUAUAGAUAGUAGAGGAGCACAAAUGACAUAUAGGAAAAUAAGAAUGGAGCAGCAAAAUAGCUCUUUCCCUGGUUCACCUUUUGGAAAGAUCCCAGCAGUCGCAUGGCGUGACUGACCCCUGAAUAAUGGAAUAGGUCGGUGGGUUGGGUAGUCACUUUGACUGAAGUCAGCCUUGAAAGCUCAGGGAUUUUGUUCCUUUUGAAUUGGAAAUGAAAACAUGUGCAGAAAAAAAGAAAUACAUCAACCAUGAACACUGGUUGGAUUCAAAACAUUCACCUGUAACCAACAAGAGUUACUGUAUGCCACUAACUUACAGUAAGACUUAUUUUAGUGUCACUAUAAUUUCAAUAUUCAGAUUAUUGUUAUUAGAUUAUAAUGGGAUGACAACAGCAACAGAUUAUGGUUUUAAUCUGAAUAAAGAAAUUAUGUAAUACUGGUAAUAGUCAUGUCCUGUUACAGUGAGGGAAAAAAGUAUUUGACCCCCUGCUGAUUUUGUAUGUUUGCCCACUGACAAAGAAAUGAUCAGUCUAUAAUUUUAAUGGUAGGUUUAUUUGAACAGUGAGCGACAGAAUAACAACAAAAAAAUCCAUGUCAAAAAUGUUAUAAAUUGAUUUGCAUUUUAAUGAGGGAAAUAAGUAUUUGACCCCCUCUCAAUCAGAACGAUUUCUGGCUCCCAGGUGUCUUUUAUACAGGUAACGAGCUGAGAUUAGGAGCACACUCUUAAAGGGAGUGCUCCUAAUCUCAGUUUGUUACCUGUAUAAAAGACACCUGUCCACAGAAGCAAUCAAUCAAUCAGAUUCCAAACUCUCCACCAUGGACAAGACCAAACAGCUCUCCAAGGAUGUCAGGGACAAGAUUGUAGACCUACACAAGGCUGGAAUGGGCUACAAGACCAUCGCCAAGCAGCUUGGUGAGAAGGUGACAACAGUUGGUGCGAUUAUUCGCAAAUGGAAGAAACACAAAAGAACUGUCAAUCUCCCUCGGCCUGGGGCUCCAUGCAAGAUCUCACCUCGUGGAGUUGCAAUGAUCAUGAGAACGAUGAGGAAUCAGCCCAGAACUACACGGGAGGAUCUUGUCAAUGAUCUCAAGGCAGCUGGGACCAUAGUCACCAAGAAAACAAUUGGUAACACACUACGCCGUGAAGGACUGAAAUCCUGCAGCGCCCGCAAGGUCCCCCUGUUCAAGAAAGCACAUAUACAUGCCCAUCUGAAGUUUGCCAAUGAACAUCUGAAUGAUUCAGAGGAGAACUGGGUGAAAGUGUUGUGGUCAGAUGAGACCAAAAUGGAGGCGUUUGGCAUCAACUCAACUCACCAUGUUUGGAGGAGGAGGAAUGCUGCCUAUCACCCCAAGAACACCCACCGUCAAACAUGGAGGUGGAAACAUUACGCUUUGGGGGUGUUUUUCUGCUAAGGGGACAGGACAACUUCACCUUAUCAAAGGGACGAUGGACAGGGCCAUGUACCGUCAAAUCUUGGGUGAGAACCUCCUUCCCUCAGCCAGGGCAUUGAAAAUGGCUCGUGGAUGGGUAUUCCAGCAUGACAAUGACCCAAAACAUACGGCCAAGGCAAAAAAGGAGUGGCUCAAGAAGAAGCACAUUAAGGUCCUGGAGUGGCCUAGCCAGUCUCCAGACCUUAAUCCCAUAGAAAAUCUGUGGAGGGAGCUGAAGGUUCGAGUUGCCAAACGUCAGCCUCGAAACCUUAAUGACUUGGAGAAGAUCUGCAAAGAGGAGUGGGACAAAAUCCCUCCUCAGAUGUGUGCAAACCUGGUGGCCAACUACAAGAAACGUCUGACCUCUGUGAUUGCCAACAAGGGUUUUGCCACCAAAUACUAAGUCAUGUUUUGCAGAGGGGUCAAAUACUUAUUUCCCUCAUUAAAAUGCAAAUCAAUUGAUAACAUUUUUGACAUGCGUUUUUCUGGAUUUUUUUGUUGUUAUUCUGUCUCUCGCUGUUCAAAUAAACCUACCAUUAAAAUUAUAGACUGAUCAUUUCUUUGUCAGUGGGCAAAUGUACAAAAUCAGCAGGGGAUCAAAUACUUUUUCCCCUCACUGAAUUAUUCUGGUUGACAGAUCUGUUUGUGCUUGAGACAACUCCUUUCAGUUUUGGCAUGACAACGACCAAGCAGUUGGCUAAAGUAUGAGUACUGUAUAUCUGGCAACCAGGCUGGCAGUGUUGGGAGGGAUUGUGUACGUUUCAGCCCUGGGAACUUUUUAGGGAGAUCAUUAUUAGUGUUUUAGAACUGGGACAUGUUUAAAGAGGUCAUUGCGUAUGUUUCAGCAUUGGGAAGUGUUUAAGGAGAUCACAGAGGUGUUUAUCUUGGUGCCAGCCCUGGUGGGACUGAAAGGCAACCUGGAGAUGACACUGGCAUCCAGACUGUCUACAGCAGUAAGUGUACACACACACACAAGCAUUCAUGCACACACACACACACACACACACACUCAACGCUGCCACAACAUGUUUAAAUUUAAAACUAAAACGUGAUUUUAUAUACAAACUCACGCGCACACACACAUGCACUCACCAUUUAAAUGUUAAAUAUUUCUCCCGUUCCUUUAUAUAUGGUCUAUGCUCCUAUCAGGCGAACACUGGGCAGCUGGAUGAUCCAAAGCAGCAGUGGAGGAUGGUGUGUAGCAACCUGGCUCUCAUUCAGGUGACACUGACCUCUCCUUCAGCAAACACAGCCAAUGGCAUUUUAUCAAACCAAUACUGUCACUGUGGCUAGCCUGUAAUGUCAACCACACUUUAUUAUAAAGUAUGUUUAUCUGUGAAUCCAACAGAGGGCACAAGAGGGUUUCACUGUAUCAAGGCAAUGACAUGUCUCAGUGCUAUGCCCCUCCCUCCCUCCCGCCCCUCCCUCCCCCUACAUCUCCCUCCCUCUACACCUCCCUCCCUCUACACCUCCCGCCCCUACAUCUCCCUCCCUCUACACCUCCCGCCCCUACAUCUCCCUCCCCCUACACUCCCUCCCCCUACAUCUCCCUCCCCCUACAUCUCCCUCCCUCUACAUCUCCCUCCCCCUACACUCCCUCCCCCUACACUCCCUCCCCCUACAUCUCCCUCCCUCUACAUCUCCCUCCCUCUACAACCUCCCGCCCCUCCCUCCCCCCUACAUCUCCCUCCCCCUACAUCUCCCUCCCUCUACAUCUCCCUCCCUCUACAUCUCCCUCCCCCUACAUCUCCCUCCCUCUACAUCUCCCUCCCUCUACAUCUCCCUCCCUCUACAUCGCUCUACCUGCUCCCUCUGGCUCUGCUCCCUCUCUCGGCCUGCUCCCUCUCUCCCCCUGCUCCCUCUCCCUCCCUCUAUAGGUCCAGGCCACAGUGGUGGGUUUCCUGGCUGCAGUAGCUGCAGUGGGGUUGGGCGCAUUGACCAGGGGUCAUGUAGACCUGCUGCAGGCUGCUGUUUUAUGUGCCAGCAGCGUCACCACAGCCUUUGUAGCUGCCCUGUCCUUGGGUAAGUCAACCAGACAAAACCAUAAUAGCUGUCAUGCCACUAGCCAGUGAUAGUCCCAUGUGGCUCAUUUGUAGAGCAUGGCGCAUGCAAUGCCAGGGUUGUGGGUUCGAUUCCCACGGGGGACCAGUAUGGAGGAGGGGGGGGAAAGUGUGAAAUGUAUGCACUCACUACUGUAAGUCGUUCUGGAUAAGAGUGUCGGCUAAAUGACUCAAAUGUAAAUAGUGUUAGGUAGUGUCACUUCCAUCGUUAAGAUGUUAAUUAAGUUAGUGUUUCUUAGCAUAACUAAAUCAGAUAUUGAAAGAGAUCUAUUCAAAUGGCCCAAGAGUACAAAACUAAAAUGGCAAUAUCAGUGGGCAUGUCAAAGAAUGUUUUAAAUUGGGGCAUUUUUGCCAUUUAUUAUGGAUUCCUGAGUUUUGUUUUUGACAAUAUGGUUUUUAUCCAACAAAUGUAUCUACAAUGAGAUGAUUCUAGAUUUAAAGUGGACUAUCGUAUGUGUGUCCACUCUGUGUCUGUAGGCCUGGUGAUGGUGGGAGUGAUCAUUGGCUCCAGGAAGGUGGGAAUCAAUCCUGACAACGUGGCUACGCCCAUCGCUGCCAGCCUGGGUGACCUCAUCACCCUCUCUCUGCUGGCUGGGGUCAGCAGCUUCCUCUUCCGGUUUAAAGGUCAGAACACUCACCGCAGAAUAAAUGGAAUGUGCCGGAGUCUGGUCGAGCGGUAACACUCGACUCCUAGACCACACAGCCGCUGUCUGUCCCCUUCCUACCCGUCAUUGUCUGUCCCCUUCCUACCCGUCAUUGUCUGUCCCCUUCCUACCCGUCAUUGUCUGUCCCCUUGACUUCCUGUCCUGUCGAAAAAACUGUACAAGUACGAAAGGAUGUUUGAAGUCUAAUAGGUCCAAAUGUUAUCUGAACCUUAACCCCUACCACUGUCUAGGCCCAUCUUGAUGAUUCCUAGGACUGGAUGCAAUAUUGAGUAAAGCCUUGGUGGAGCUAUUUUCAUUAUGCCUAGGUUCUGAUUCCCUACACUUCUCCCCAAAAUGGCCACUUGUUCACUCCCCCUCAUGGAUUUAAAAGUUUUGGAUUGGUGUGUGUAUGGGCUUACACCAAUCCGUUCCAUUUAAAUCCAUGAAGCACUCUUUGACGAGAAGGGUUGAGAAUCUGUAGAAGGGGUUGGUUUGAAACUAAUCUCUCAUUAUUUCCAACUGGACUAGACUAUGAGCACCAACAAGAUAGAUUACAUAACUUCACCGUUAUUUCAUUUCAUUUUACAUUACAUUUUCUUUCCAGGCAUUAAAAAAUCUUAUUGACCUUUUGUAGUCAAAAAAUCUAAUUAGUUUCCAAAUGAAAUAUCCUCAAAUCUCGAAAGAAAAUUCAUAGAAAAUUCAAUUGUGUCAUAGGUAGAGGGAAGCACAGUCUCUUUCACUACUAGUUAUUUCAGGUCUGCUUAAUAAAUGUCCAACACAGUACAACACAGUGAUAUACAGGAUGUCUUGCAGUUGUAACACAUUUUUUCUACCUGCAUAGAAAACGUGUAUGUGGAAUGUGUCCACUUUCUCACACACACUCGCUACCUUUCCUGACUUCCAGAGAUGUGGUACCUGCCUGCUCUGGUGUGUGGCUUCUUCCUGGUUCUCAUUCCGCUGUGGGUGGUCAUCGCCCGGCGCUCUCCUCCAAUCAGAGAGGUGCUGAGGUCUGGGUGGCAGCCCGUCAUCGUGGCCAUGUCCAUCAGCAGGUAAAGGCCUGGGGCUAUCAACAUUCUAUCAAUGUUCAAUCCAUAAGCUUCCAACUAGAUUUCGAAGAAACAAAUAUGCAGUAUAUUCACUUACAGUUAAGAGUGCAACUUGAAGGCCUUUUGUCACCUUUAUCCAAACUGAUUUGACAGAACUGGACUGGUGCCAGCUACUGCUCAGCAGGCUUCCAUGCACCAUAUCACUUUCACCUAUCCUCCUUUCAGAUCAAUGCAGAUGGAGAGGACACAAAUAGUGGAACUUAUCACAUGCCCCUUAGACAAUCUACAGCUUUGAACAUGUUAUGUGACGUUUGUGUCCCAUUGUAUCCUUGUAAACCACAGUAUCGGGGGCCUGAUACUGGAUAGGACCGUGAGCGACCCGAACUUUGAGGGCAUGGCGGUGUUCACCCCCGUAAUCAACGGUGAGUGGACCGAACCUAACUCCUCAGAUCAAAGAGUGUAGUUCAAUGCUCAGAUUUCAGUUUUGUCUCAAUAUUAUUUAAAUGUUGAAGAGUUCUUACUUCCUCCUUACUAACAAAUAUCCUCAAGAAGCCACCUGAGAAACAGCUGAAUGGACAAAACUACAAACAGGGGUACCCCAAUGCUGCUUACCAUUGCUAAAUAUAUCUCUUGUAAAACCACCAUGAAAUCUCAUUUGGACAUGGGUACGAGUCGAGAAGCCAUAGCUUUAUUAGUCUCAAGUGGUUAUGAAAAGAGCAUUAAGUUCCUCUCAUCCCUAGCCUGUCCACUACUGUAACAUGAUGUCAGCUUAAAUGUCAAAUCUGGUACUCCUUUCUGUAGAAGACAACAUCUGGUUGUCUUGGUGGAAAGAUAGAUGGCGUGUUUGACAAAAUAAUAGACAGGCGUGGUUAUCUUGUCCUGUUACAUUUAAACAGUCUUUGAAGUAUGACAGUAAAUUACAAUAACUUGUGUGACUGUUUACAAUAGCACAGUGGCUUCAUGUAAUUAAUGUCAUUUGAAAGUUUUUAAAUGGCAUCAAAAUUAAUUUCAUAAGUCGACUCCAAACAUGUUGCAUCAGUGACACGUUACUAAAGGCCUAGUCCAGGGGUAUUGAACUUUUACCCUAAGAGGAGCCUGUUGGGUUUCUGUUCUACCUGAUCAUUAAUUGCACCCACCUGGUGUCCCAGGUCUAAAUCAGUCCCUGAUUAGAGGGGAACAAUGAAAAAAGGUCCAGAGUUGAGUUUGAGGGGACUAGUCUGUGAUUUCCAGCCAUUUUUAAAUAAUUUAAAUGAGUGAUAUAUAUACCCCGGGAGGUUGGUGGCACCUUAAUUGGGGAAGAUGGGCUCGUGGUAAUGGCUGGAGCGGAAUAGUGGGAUGGUAUCAAAUACAUCUAACACAUGGUUUCCAUUUAUUUAAUGCCAUUCCAUUUGCUCCGUUCCAGACAUUCUUAUGAGCUGUACUCCCCUCAGCAGCCUCCUGAAAUGUAUACCCAUUGAUUGUUGAAGAACAUCACUUAUAAAUGCAUCAAGAGUCUUGAAAGCCAGGAUGAUGAAGCCUCCUGAGAUGUUUAUAACUUAAGAAAUAAAGGGACACUAAUUCAAACCACUCAGCAGCCUUGUCAGAACAUCAGAGGGGAAAGAGGAAUGUAAUGAAGUUCCCACAUCUCCAGUAAAUAUGGCUGCGUUUACACAGGCAGCCCAAGGGCGGCAGGUAGCCUAGCGGUUAAGAGCGUUGGGCCAGUAACUGAAAGAUUGCUGGUUUGAAUCCCUGAGCUGCCAAGGUGAAAGAAAUCUGCCAUUCUGCCCUUGAGUAAGGCAGUUAACCCCCAACAACAACUGGCCGCUGAUGACAUCAAUUAAGGCUGCCCCCCCGCACAUGUCUGAUUCAGAGGGGUUGGGUUAAAUGUGGAAGACACAUUUCAGUUGAAUGCAUUCAGUUGUGCAACUGACUAAGUAUCCCAAUUCAGUUCUUUUUUUUCCACUAAUUGGUCUUUUGACCAAUCACAUCAGAUAUUUUCACAUCAGAUCGUUUUCAGAGCUGAUCUGAUUGGUCAAAAGACCAAUUAGUGAAAAAAAGAUCAGAAUUGGGCUGGCUGUGUAAACGCAGCCUAAGACUAGUAUAGGGAUGUUUGUUACCCACUGCUAGCCACCAUCGCUGGAGAAGACUAACAAUAAGGUUUACAUAAACCUCUUUAGAAUGACAACUAUGUACUGUCUGCUUUGGAGGAUUUCCUCUAUAUCUUUGCCAGCCUCAGCUAGCGCUAGCAAAGCUUUUCGCAUUUAAUCGGCAUUUCAAGACAGGAAGUACAUUUGCAUUGCCAUUCAUUUGUGUUUUCUCUCUCUUACGCACGCUCUCUUUUCCCUCUCUCCUUGUUUAUUCUUCUCCUAACUUUCUCCCUCUGCUUCCCUGUCAAUGUUGUUCUCUCUUCUUCCCUCUUUCCUUCUGCCUAUCAAUCUUUCUGUCCCUCUCUACCUCUCGCUCUCCCUCCAUCCAAUAAUGGACACAAGAUCAUGCUAUCUCUGUGCACAAACUCACUUUAAAGAUAUGCCCUUACAUUCACAGCAGAAUAAUCCCUACAUAAUCAACUAUAAAGAGUUGCAGAAAAACAGAAUUAACUAAAAUUACCUUGAAGAUGCUUCAUCAUAACCUUGAAAAUACCUAUAAUUUACAAAACCCAAAGCUCAAGCCUAAAUAUAUAAAUAAAUAUAAUAUUCCAUAUAGCAGACGCUUUUAUCCAAAGUGACUUACAGUCGUGUGCAUACAUUUUACAUAUGGGUGGUCCCGGGAAAGAAAGCCACUAUCCUGGUGUUAUAAGCACCAUGCUCUACCAACUGAGCUACAGAGGACCAACAGACAAUUUCAACAAAAUAAGAUUAUAAAAAUGCCUACUGGUAUUUCAACAAUUGUUCGGCUCCUUCCCUUCAACCAGGUGUGGGAGGUAACCUGGUAGCCAUCCAGGCCAGCCGCAUCUCCACCUACCUACACUACUGGAGUAUGCCGGGGACCCUGCCCUUCCAGAUGACACAACACUGGCAUGGCCCCUGCCUGACCUUCUGCUCCUCAGGUCAGCAGUCAAAACACACUUAAACUUCAAACGCACACAAACACACAAGAUGACACAACACUGCCCUUGCCUGAACUUCAGCUCACAACACUGCCCUGACCCCUGCCUGAACUUCAGCUCACAACACUGCCCUGACCCCUGCCUGACCUUCAGCUCACAACACUGUCUUUGCCUGAACUUCACAACACUGCCCUGACCCUUGCCUGACCUUCAGCUCACAACACUGUCUUUGCCUGAACUUCACAACACUGCCCUGACCCUUGCCUGACCUUCAGCUCACAACACUGUCUUUGCCUGACCUUCACAACACUGCCCUGACCCUUGCCUGUUCUUCACAACACUGCCCUGACCCUUGCCUGACCUUCAGCUCACAACACUGCCCUGACCCUUGCCUGACCUUCAACUCACAACACUGCCCUGACCCUUGCCUGACCUUCAGCUCACAACACUGCCCUGACCCUUGCCUGACCUUCAGCUCACAACACUGCCCUUGCCUGACCUUCACAACACUGCCCUGACCCUUGCCUGACCUUCAGCUCACAACACUGCCCUGACCCUUGCCUGACCUUCAGCUCACAACACUGUCUUUGCCUGACUUUCACAACACUGCCCUGACCCUUGCCUGUUCUUCACAACACUGCCCUGACCCCUGCCUGACCUUCAGCUCCUCAGCUAACCAGUCAAACAAACUUAAAAGAAACAAAAACAAGCAGAGGGGUCAAAUGAACACUGCACACAUCUACACAUAAUAUUACUAACCCUUGGAGUCGCCAGUCGACAUUACCCUGCCCUCUCUUGUACUUUUCCUCCUAGACAUUAAAAGGGUGGUUCACUUUUGGAAGCUUAUUUUCGACUUACUUAGUGUUAAGAUGUCCUCUAAGUCUCCUGUUUACAUCAACAGGGGUCAACUCCAAGUCAGCGAGGGUUCUGGUCUUCCUGGUGGUUCCGGGUCACCUGUUCUUCCUCUACACCAUCCACUUACUGAAUGGCGGCCAUGGCGCCCUCACGCCUGCCUUUGUCUGCCUUUACCUGUGUGCCGCCCUGCUACAGGUCAGAGGUCAAAUGUAUAUGUACCACAGACAUGUCACUCUGUACCGCUACUACUGUAAGAGGUGACAAAUAGUGAAACAUUAAUUUGUAAAAAAUUAUUGACCUCGGUGAAGACCGAAUGUGGCUCCUGGGGAAAAAUGAGUUUGACACUUCUAUGCUAUAGUAUUUUAUUCUAUAGAAUUUCAUUUAACCUAGUUAUUCCAUAGUGACACACUGCAAAAAGAAAGUAGGAAGUCUGUAUUGCCAUAAACCUGUGAACCUUGUGAAAAAUGAAGUGAAAGUUCAUGUAAAUUUCACGGAUGGAUGUUCCUUUUCACUAUGCCUCUCUUUUGUUUGGAUCUCACACAUUGAGGGUUUGGGUCGAGUAAAUCAUAGUUUUACACUACGAGAGCCAUUUGGACGACCUUAUCACGUUGCCGAUAUAAACAACGGCCUUAGUAGAAAUGUUAAUAAAAUAUCGACUGUUUUCAGCCCUCUUGUCAAACUCCAGCGCUGCAAUUCAAACCACACAUCGCUGAAAAAUGCAGACCAAUAGACUGAUACGUCUGUAGAACACCAGCCCAGUGUUUUAGUCCUGCUACUUAUCAGAUGAAACAAUAUUUUUCAGUAGAGUUGAUAUGACCUGUGGUGUCAUUAGCAACUUUGUAGAUACUUGAAAAUGAAAAAUAAAUGUAUACUAGCAGUGUGAACCAUGUAUACAUUUUUGCCCUUAAUGUUUAUUGUUCACAUUACCUCAACUUAUUUUUACAAUGUGGUAGUAAUCUACACACUAAUGGAAUGUUACUAGACAGUAUAAAGGAGGAGUUAUUGAACAUGACGUAUACAUCUUACACAGGGUGAAAGGACAUUUUAUUACAGCUUCUGCACUGUCCAACUUCCCUCAGUUACCUGCACUAGUGGGUUACUCAUCGUGCUGUCGACUGAUUCACAGGUUGUGAUUCUGCUGUACGUGGCUGACCUGAUGGUGUGCUGGAUGUGGCGGCAGGGGCUGGACCCGGACAACUACUCCAUCCCGUACCUCACGGCUCUGGGGGAUCUGUUGGGGACCGGCUUCCUGGCCCUGAGCUUCAGGGCCGUUCUAUUGGCCACUUCCUCUGGGAUGAAGGGGGUCUAA